Molecule: messenger RNA, 1946 nt
Organism: Austrofundulus limnaeus
Lineage: Eukaryota; Metazoa; Chordata; Actinopteri; Cyprinodontiformes; Rivulidae
Product: F-box only protein 40
Exons: 1
Coding region: 60-1946 (628 amino acids)
Cellular component (GO): cytoplasm
Molecular function (GO): ubiquitin protein ligase activity; zinc ion binding; protein binding
Source: RefSeq, a predicted model, not a curated record
CUGAUUCUGUAAACUCCACAUGUUGUGUUCUUUUCUCUUCAAAGGUAAAAGGCACAAAGAUGUCGACAGGCCAUCACGAGCACUGUGACAAAUGUUACAGUUUCCACUGUCAAGCCCCGAUGCAGACCCCGUUCUCAUGCAUGGUCAUCAAGUGUCACAGAAACUGCGGCGCCACCUUCCACAUGUGCAAGCAUGAUGAGCACCGGCUCCUCUGUCCAAAUGAGACGGUCCCAUGUCUCAAUGCUGAUUACGGCUGUCCACUCACAAUGCUGCGCCACAAGCUGGCCAAACACUUGGUGGUUUGUCCUGCCAGCAUUGUCUGCUGCUCUCAGGAGUGGAACCGUUGGCCAGUUCCGGAUACCGACAAGGCCUUUUACGCAAAUAUUUCUGAAAGUCGUCAGUUAGACUCUGAGGCAAGCCUCGACGUUGCUCUGGCUCUGAGGGAUCAAGCCUUGCUGUUUCGGUCCAUCAAAAUGAAAAAGGUUUUUCCAGAGCUGACAGUAGGGGAACCUGCCCCACAGAAUCAGUUUGCUGCAGAGGAGGCCUCCUCUUGGGAUUGUGGUGAAUUUACGGGAAAUGCCUGUGUAAAGACAAAGGAAACAGAGCCGAGUCAAGAAGAGAGGAGUGCUUUGGCAAGGAGCUCAGAUGUGGCAAACGUUCAGAGUUACAGUCAGUGGGAGAAAAUAUUUCAGAAGGAGAAGGAGGGAUGCAACCAGACUGUCAAAAACCUGAGUACAGAGGGAAAAGGGAAGGGGAAAGAAGAGCAGAGCACAACACACAGUGAGGGGGGGAGUGGGACCCCUCAUCGGGGUGAGGAGAGUGCUAUCGCUGCCAGGAACAUGAAUGGUGCAACUGGCCUUGCGCCAUGGCAAGACGGGGUGCUUGAAAGGUUAGGCAAAGAAUUCAAUAUUGCAGAAUAUAACAUGUAUCUGGUGCAUAACGGGGCUAUGCUGAUAAACUUUGGCCAGCUCGCUGCGUGCACCCCGAGAGAAAAAGAUUUUGUUUACGGAAAUCUGGAGCCAAUCGAGGUUAAAACUGUCCGCACUUUUAAUGUUCCUACCAGCUAUCGAGCCAAACGCUGCCACCUGAAGGACCCUUCACACAAGGCCAGAACUGAACACAAGAACGUGGACACUGCAGACCUGUCGGCUGAACAUCUUCCAAAAUCUGAAGAAGUUGGCUCGACGCUAUUGUGCUCCAUGGAAAAGGAGCUGAAGGGGUCUCUGAUCUCAGAGAGCUCCUCCACAGACGGCCUUUAUGUCGAUGUAGGAACACAAACAUACGACUUCUCCUCUGCUCCGUUCAAAGCUGAGGCGACUCUCGCUGACGUCGUCGCCGACAAACCUCGUGGUCUCUACUUGAGCAUCGAAGCAGAGUCCGUCACAAGACGACACAACAAAACGAGCUCAGCUUUCAGCUUCAUGUGUGGACACUUCUUCCGCCGGGAUGAAUACCGGUCACAUUUCAGGAAUGUGCACUGUGACAUCCAGGCCUCUGUGAACGGCUGGUUCCAGCAGCGCUGCCCGCUAGCAUACCUCGGCUGCACUUUCACUCAGACGAGGUUUCACCCCGAGGGUCAACGAGCUACAAUCAAAUUCUGUCAAGAUGCCAGUGCCUUUAAGCUUCAGCCACACUUCCCUGCGUCCCCGUGUGAUGGUGCGAAAAGCUUCACUCCUCAGGGAAGUGCAAGAGAUCAGGAUGGCCUGAGCAGGCUGCCGCUGGAGAUCCUUCAGCUCGUGGCUGGUUACCUUGACAGUUUCACGUUAGCUCAGCUGUCCCAGGUUUCCCGCCUGAUGAGGGAGGUGUGUGCUGCGCUGUUGCAGGAAAGAGGGAUGGUCUUUCUUGAGUGGAAGAAAAAGACAUACAAGCAUGGAGGAAGUUCCUGGAAGUGUCGGAAAAAAGCAAGUAUCCCUGAUAGUUUUAUUUCAAGUAGUGUUUUAUGGUGA